AUUCGAUCAAAGUCAAUUUUAUUUUAUUUCAUUCACUUGGUUCGAGUUUGUUGGACAGGUUGUAUUCUAUCGUUUGUGCAGAUUUUCAGCUUGGAUAAUGAAAAUAAGUAGUAAUCUUUAUCAAUAGCGCUAUUCAAUAUUCUACCAUGCUUUGAAAAUCCGGAACUCAUCAAUAGAAAUCAAGAUGGAAACCGAUGAAGACCAACGUGUCGGCGAGAACGGUGACAUUUUCGUUCAUCGUCUCAAGGAUUUGACUGAUGAGGAAAAGUUACGUUUAGACGCUCAAAACUCUCGAAUAAUACCUGAAGCCAAAGCUGCUCGGUUAGAGAAAGAAGCUAAGCGUCACUGGGACAUCUUUUACAAGAGAAAUGAGACAAAAUUCUUCAAGGACCGGCAUUGGACCACACGUGAGUUUCAAGAGCUUAUAAACUUUGAUGUUGAUGAAAAGAUCACAUUCUUGGAGCUGGGAUGCGGCGUGGGCAACAUGAUAUUCCCGCUAGUCGAAGAAGGUUUCACCAACUUUUAUUUCUAUGCGUGUGAUUUUUCACCACGUGCAGUGGAGUUCGUGAAGGGUAACAAACUGUUUGACGAGAGUCGUAUGAAGGCAUUUUGCGCUGACCUGACUACUGAUGACUUAUUCGAGAACAUGGAAGAAGGUUGCGUGGACAUAGCGAGUCUGAUAUUCGUAUUGUCUGCCAUCCAUCCUGAUUUGUGGGCGCAAGCUGCUAAGGUGGCCUUCAGGGCGCUAAAGCCGGGCGGCGUGCUUUUGUUCCGUGACUAUGGAAGGUACGACAUGGCGCAGUUACGCUUCAAACCUGGACACAAGAUUGCUGAUAACUUCUACAUGAGGCAAGAUGGUACUAGGAGUUACUACUUCACAGAAGAAGAAUUGCAGAAGCUAUUUACUGAAGCUGGGUUUGAGAUCCUCAUGAACACAUAUGUGCAGCGUCGGACAGUCAACUUCAAAGAAGGCAUAGACGUACCUCGCAUAUUUGUGCAGGGGAAAUAUCGGAAGCCUAGCAAUGGCUGAGAAAGACCCUAAGUAGAAGGAUUCUUCAAUGAAACUUUAUUAGGUAUGAAAGAGUUAUCAGAACUCCAUAUUUAAGAUUCACCAACAAUUGGCUGUUGGUGCUGCUACAUGUGAAAGGUAAACAUUUUCUCUCAGCUACAUGUGAAAGAACUUUGCUGGAAGAUGCUGUGAAAAACUAGCAGAUGACUUGUUAAAUACUGCUUUGAAAUUGGACAUGAGACAUGGAAGCUGGUGAAAUAAGAAAACAUACUAUAAAUUGUAUUUAAUAUCUAGCUGAAAUAGUUGCAAAAGCGUUUGGAAUUGCCAUCUAAAAGGUAUAUCCAGACAUUGGAGAUAUCUUCUACUGCAAGCUGAGUAGAAACAUAACAAGUAUAUUUUGCUGAGAAUUAAGAUUCAUCUUAGCCAAUUUGGAUCUUCAAGAUCUCUGAAAGUAUGUCCUUCUAUCAAGAAUUGGCACAAGAUUUCAAGAAUUUAAAAUGUAACUCAAGGUCCGGAAGAAAACGUAUGGUCGGUGAAUACUCGUUGUAUUAUAUUGCAGUGAAAGUCGGGAAAUGGAAUUAGUCUGCAACAGAAACGAACGGUUGUGCACCAAGAACAUCCUUUGCUUCUUCAGCAUCAGUUUGAACGUCAAUUGUAACACAUGAUGAAUCAAGGAAGAAGUUGGUUGAUCUAAGCUAAGCCUUCUUAAAAAAUAAAAAACGCAGAACUGAAA
Molecule: messenger RNA, 1742 nt
Organism: Helicoverpa zea (corn earworm)
Lineage: Eukaryota; Metazoa; Arthropoda; Insecta; Lepidoptera; Noctuidae
Product: tRNA N(3)-methylcytidine methyltransferase METTL6
Exons: 12
Coding region: 185-1030 (281 amino acids)
Source: RefSeq, a predicted model, not a curated record